Molecule: messenger RNA, 442 nt
Organism: Drosophila innubila
Lineage: Eukaryota; Metazoa; Arthropoda; Insecta; Diptera; Drosophilidae
Gene: Mocs2A
Product: molybdopterin synthase sulfur carrier subunit
Exons: 1
Coding region: 35-313 (92 amino acids)
Biological process (GO): Mo-molybdopterin cofactor biosynthetic process
Source: RefSeq, a predicted model, not a curated record
AAGUUCUGUUUUGCAUUAAUGCUGCGAUUCUAAUAUGAGCGUAGAAAAGAGCUCGAGAGUUGUUGAUAUUAACGUCUUAUUUUUUGCUAAAAGUCGUGAGCUAGCAAAAACUUCCCGUGCAGUAUUUGCUGUUGAGUCUGUAGUUAUUGCAGUGGAUUUGCUUAAACAGCUAAUAGAUCGCUUUGACUUGCAUACGAUUGGCCAGUCUUUAAUUCUAGCUCACAACGAAAACUACAUUGAUAACUUGGACGAAGAGAUUCAUUUACAGCAAGGAGACGAAAUUGCUGUAAUACCACCCAUAAGUGGAGGCUAAUAGAUUGCAAUGGACUACAUACAGCUAGUGAAAGACAAAAUCGACAUCCAACAAAUUCAUGAUUUGAUAAUCGACGAUGGUUGCGGAGCCUGCUCUGUUUUUGUGGGCACAACACGUGACACCUUUGAA